UUUGUUAGAAUCGUGAAAUCUCUCAUCUAACAAUGCACUUCUCUGGAAACGUAGAUUUCUUGACCAAAGCAACUAUUUUUACUGGACUUGCCAGCGCACUCUGGACUCUUUUCCUGUUUUUUCUCAUUGACAUCUUCCAAGCUGCAUACAGGCAGGAAGGAGAAAUCAUGCCCAGAGUGAGGAUAUAGUUUGGGCAAUUUAGAGGCAACGUGGGAAUGGAACUGAAGCCUUAAGAUUAGAGAAACAGCGAGCUGACCCGCUACAAGUUAAAACUGCAAAAGAUGCAAAGUCGGGCUCACAGCGACUCUUUUCACCAGUUUUUUGACAGUCGCAAUGAGCUGAAGGCAUUGUAUCCACUUUCCCAACAGACUGUUUGGAGAUCUGAGUGCACCAGUAAUGGGUCAUCCUCGUCUAAUCACCAGUCUUGGAAGGUCCGUUGUGGAUCUAACUACUUUGCUAAUGAAUUGGCAACAAGCAACCCAAAUGAAGACGUCAACCAACUUGCCUGUUCCUCAGCUGAAUUACCUUCGUCUUUCAUUGGCACCACAUCUUAUCGUUCACCCAUAUUGACUACAUUAAUCGGGGGCUCCCAAACUAAAAGCAGAUUCCAACCUGCCCAUCCACAGUGUCUGCCAACUGAGAGUCAAUCUACCUAUUCUCAGGAUCGAUCAGUGUGGUCAGGCACACCCUGCAUUCGAACACCUUUGGAGUGCGGCCCUUCUCAGAGACGACCAACGUGCUUGUACCAACAGGCGCAGGCAGCCGUCAAGAAUUUCCCAUCAUCCCCCAGUCCUACUUCUUCUACUGGUGUGCAGCCUGGAACUCCAAGCUCGCUCGCCUCUUGGGCGACACCACCUCUGCUAAACCACAAGAGGUGGUCUGUUUCAGAGCAACUUCCGAGACAUUCAGAUAACGGGGUGGAUUUUGCAGCUCAGCCCACCGAGAACUGUUGGACUAACUGCCCAUGUGCCAAGUAUCCGCAGGCUCCCGGAUCUUUUACGCGCACUGCAAAUCAGCAAGCUUCAAACGUGGGCUAUUGCAAUUCGGGCCCAUUUCAUAACACAAGUCCUGUAGUUUGCAAAGGGUCCACAGCUGGACGUAUGUUUGAGUUAAGCCAGCAGGGAGACAGAAUGCAGGCACUGGGUAGGGGCAGUAUCUCAACUCUGCAGUCAUCAACUGGAAACCACUUCAUGAACAAUGGACAUGAAGCAAUGCUUAGCCACACUCCGAGCACAAUGUCAAGUGGAGAUGGACUUUGUACUCAGAUUCCCAGUAAAAGCUCUUCAAAGGCCACUUACCUGCCAGCAGUUUCUCAGUUCAACAGUUUUAAUCACAGAACGUCUGAAAAUCACCAGAUAGAUUGUGAAUCUACUUCCAGGGCACACCACCUUUCCAAUGUGUAUUCUCAAAAGUCGUCUCAACAUUCGCGGAAGAGGAGGAGUUACGAUGUGCUGAGGUUUCUCGAAGAGCUUACAUUUGGAGAGCUGAAGGCCUUGCUUCUCGCGUUUGAGGUUAUGGAUAAAAGGAAAAGAACAGCCCGGGCAAAUGUACAGAUGGGCGAAGUAAAUGCGUCACCCCAGCAAAAUCCUGCAAUGGUGCAAUCUUGUCAGUUUGCAGCACAGAACAUAAACUCCGCCAGUCAUGUGAACAGCAAGAAUCUGAGCAGCGCUUUGUCGUUAAGAGAUCAGUCAAUGCCAGACAGAAAUACGGACAGCAAUUCUGUUUUUCCAAAACAAAGCGAGCAACAGAUUUUAUCUCCCUGUUUGCCAAACCGCCACCAAUGCAACUCAUUGAUAGAACGACUCAGUCUAUCUCUCCAAAGUUAUGAAGAGAAAAGCUCUGUUUUACAAGACAGUACAAUGUAUCCCCACAUCCACCAAGGGGCUUUAGGUGUUGAGUGUAACAUGCAAGAUUACCCGCUUAACUGUUUAAACUCCAAGAAUGCAGAAUCUUUAGGCUCUGGGUCUGUUGAUCCCAAUUAUUUUGGAUCAAACCAACAAGAUGAACCAUACAAUCAUUCAUUUCGGUCACUGGAUAUCUCCAGUCCUCAGAUAAAUGCUUCUCCGUGUGAUGAACAAAAUCAAAAAGAAAUCGAAGCCUUGUAUGACAUGUUGCGAACUUCUUUCGGAAAUAAAAUGAAUGGAUAUUCAAAGCGUCAAAAGCUGGAAGGUUCUUCACUUCACUUUCAACCAGUCUGUUCGGAAUCGGGUCAAAUUAACACCGCAUCCAGCGGUGUCACACAGUCAGCUUAUGUCAACCAGUCUUCCCAGAGGGCUGAUUGCCAGGAUAUUUGGGAUACAAGUACAGACUUAGUGCCUAAGUUGCAGAACCCUGCAGGAGCACGACAAUUCAUGCAUGAUGCAUCCUCACCACUUGGUAAAUGGAAAGUGUCAAGCCCUCCCGCUUGCCUUCAUUCAAGCGCUGAACUCAGCCAAAGUGCAGAAUCCUCUCCAACACUUCACACCUUUGGCAAUGAGAAAGAUGCAGUUCUCCUCAUGCAAUCCGAAGUCAAAACUGAGGGGCCGUUCAUAUCACCCCUACAUACAACCUCAACGGUUGAAGAGAAGCCUGCAUCUUUCCCAAGUGCCGCAAGAUCUCCAACAACGAAACCGGCUGAUGUGCUGAAUUUGCUGAGAUGUUCCAGCCAAGGAUCAGGGAGCCAGCAAACUGUGGACAAAGUGUGUGCCGCAACCUCUCCUCAUUGUGCCCGAACAGAGCGUAUCAUAGAGAGCUACCUCAUCAACGAACACACUGUAACUUCAGAAAGCUUCCAAGAGAACUUGACUCUAGCAAUGAGAGCUGAAGAAUUCAGCAGGAUGCAAGAAGCUGCUGCUCAUGUGGGUGUCCACUUGUCAAAUGUAAUCUCAAAUGAACAAAAAGGUGAUAUUUAUGUUGCACCUUCAGUGGGUUUCCCAGAACAACUCAUGGCCCAGACUAUUGAAUCGUCUAAACUGUCCAGUGCUCCAUCAAAGUUAGUUGAUCUGCAUCAACAUCAGGCAGGACUCCACUGUAAAGCCAAUAGUGAGGUACCUGCAGGAAUCCAUACAGAAAAUGGAUCUCCAUUUUCUGAUAUCUACACUACAAAUGAUAACAAGGUAAGUGAUGCAUCCCCAGAAAAAGUUGUUGAGGAGCUCAACUCAAUACCAAAUUCUCAGAGUGUUUCAACAAAGGAAUCGGACACCUUAGAAUUCAUUUUACGUUCUUUAGGUAUUAUUCCAGAAGACAGUGAAGGACCAAGUGUGGCAACUCUAACUUCCAUGUCUCCUGGUGUAACCAGUCCAGAGCAGAACAUAGCUGCCUUUUUGUCAAAUGAUCCAUCUGGUCCAGAAGUAAAGCAGACGCAAGACUUAACUCUACCAUCGUUUAAUACAGCAAUAUCAAAUGAUAAGGAGCAAGUGUUUGCUUCAGUUGGUCCUGCUUCUACAGGGUCCAAGGAAACCAGAGGCUGGUCAGAUGUUCCUGUUAACCCCGGAGAAAGACAGCAGACUCCAAAGGUUCCUUUCGAGAAUGACAGAACCACUCCGGCAGUCGUUAAACAAACACCUGCCGAUGUAAACAGAUCGAUCUCUGUUUUUCAAGCGAGGAGUGUCCAAAGUCCAUUGGUCAACAGAGCUCAGAGUGAGGAAGAGAACAGAUUGCAGGGAACUGAACCUCCGGAUGUGGUACAUUACGCAGCUCAGGGCUCGGUUCCAGUGAACUCUGGGAACAAUCAGGAGGCCGAAGAACAUUUGGCCAAUAAUCUCACUUGUGCCCCAACAGCACAUCAUCCACACGCACACGCUGUGACUAAUGCUAUUAAAUUAGAAGGUGGUAUUGAAAGCAGCAAAGGGAAUAAUCCUUUGAUGAAUCUCCACACCUUAUCCUUAGUAAAUCAGUCCGUCUCCUCGGUUUUGCAUGCUUCAGCUCUGUUGGACAAGCCUCCAUUGAUUACACAGGUUGAAGAGAUGCAGGAAACUCUAUCUCUGCCUUCUGUAGGAGGCUAUGAUCAGCUCCUCAGUCUGCUAUCCUCAUCCCGCAGCUCUCCCUGUGAGCUACCGGCAUGUUCAACACCAUUAAUAAAUCCAGUUGCUGAUCCAUCGUGUGCAGGCUUGGUUGAGAACAGCAGACGUGCAUCCAGGAGUGACACAGAUAGUUCAUCUCCUCGGAAAGUGCCAGAAGAAGCUGCACACUCCAUUCGAAGCGUAAGAAGUAACAAGCACUGUGUAGCUGAUGGACCUUUUGACCUGUGCAGAGGAUUGAGGAAGCAGCAAGACACGAAAAGUGGGAUCUCUGGGACGGUGGAGAAUUCAGUUUCAAUGGUCUGUGGCUGCCAGGACAGCCGAAAGCCAGGCAGUGAAGAAAACUCCGCAAAACCAGGGGUCUUCCCUAGGGCAGCGAAUAUCAAGGGCUCAGCAGGAACUGAAAAUUCAUCAGCCCCUGUGUCAAGCAGCGCAGAUACCUGUGGCUCUCUGUCUGUGAUACGAGGUGUCCUAACCUCAAGAAUCCCACUUAAAUGUCGAAGACCGGCUCUGGCAAUUGAAGCUUUUCCUCAGAGCAGCAAUGGGGAAGUAAAGACUGUUGCAGGCGGCUCCCUGCUCCGAGCAAAAGUCUGUAGGGCAGCAGCCGUUUCAAAAGGUGCUGGCACAGAUUUGCUCUCAGGGAUCAGGAUCAGCGUUAUAUUCUCACUCUCUGAAUACCAGGACCACUGGAAAAUCAUAAACGGUGCACACCUCAUUUCUAAAUCCUCGGUAACUGCAGGCAGCCAGCUCGAGCAAUCCCUCCUGAAAGUGAGCAAUUUUUCCACAACGCAAAUAGAACAAGGCCCGACAGAGAUGAAUGGACCAAUCAGGGCUGGUUCAAAUCUGGGCAGACAGGGAAACCUCAUUACGGACUCCCCUCACAGUCAGAGCGUUGUACCUUUUCUAAGUGAUUCUUUUGUCCAGCUGUCAAAUACAGAUAUCUUCAGCACUGUGGCUAAACAUUCCGAUCGCGUUUACCAAAUGGAGGUAAAACUGAAUCAAAACUUUGAGAGUUCUCAGCAUAGGGGCAAGCCAAAUGCAGUGGUUUGUGCAGACCUCUCCAAGUUACCAACGGGAAAUGGGUGCGGUACUGAAAGCCCAAGGGAGGCAAAUGAUACCACAGGUCGACAAAGGGCAACAUCAGUUCUCUGUUGCUUCAAUUCCAAAGACUUGCUAACCCAGGACCUUUUCAGCAAAAAUGAAUACCGUAGUAUGGCUGAUUUGGAAGCCACCACCGCGUCUAUUUUCCGCUUCUGGUGUCCAUCUGGCCAAGGGUCUGAACAGCACCAACCAGAGACAGGGAAACGAUUUGAUUUUAAAUCUAGUGUCAAAUGCCUUCGCAGUGGAAUCGACCUCUACGCUGUAGUGAGUGCUGCAGAAUCGAACAGUAGCAUGCACGCAUCAAACACACGCUGCCUCCAGCUUGGGCUCACUGCAGCAGUUGACAGGGAGAAACUUCAUCGACAUAAGUCUCAGCCAAGAGAAUUAAGUAGCUGGCGCGGUCCAACAGGCUCUACUGCGUUUGAAGAACUUGAGCAGUCAGAGAGUGUAUUGAGGUCCCACCUGCUGACUGCUGAGGACAGCAACGGUAGCUGGGAUGACAUCGCUUCACACACGACAUCGCUCGAAACCUCCAGACCAAAUGCUUCUCUCCAUAAUAGCAGUUGCCAAAUAACUCGACGAAAUGGGGACAAACAGUUUGAGGCUAACAACAUAGAGAUAACCGUACCAUCUCUGAGAAUGGACAGCAUAAUGAGCGGACACACAAACAGCAAUGAUCGCAGUGAUGUACAAGAUCAGGAUACACCAUAUCCUGAAGAUUCAAUGCAACCUUUCAAUGGGCCAGAAAGUCGGAGCAGAUUUGAGCCUGGCGUGGACGACAGCAGCGAAAUAAAAAUUAAACGAAUGGAUCUCCAAGGACUCAAAACCGUUCUUUCGGCGUUGCCGAGUGCAACAUCAUCAGCUUUGAUCCACAGUCCAGCAUCUAAAUUGGAUGAUGAAACUUCUGAAGCGACAAGCCCAGGAGCCUAUUGGAAAAUCUCUCAGGACUGCGGGAGUAGUCAUUUAGAUGUGGCACAUGAACAAAUGGAAAUCUCAGCAACAGACUGUUCUUCUGAUUCAGCCCCAUCUGAGCUGUCUCUUGGCAGAGUUGGCAGCACUCUGCAACAAUAAUCACUGCAGAUCAAAAACUCACCAUGUUGGCUACACAGAAUGUUACAGGUCACUGAGGAAACGACUAGAAAGCCCAGUCGCCACAUCUACAAACCGGGCCAGUGGAUAUGAUGUGGCAUGGUGCCUGUGAAAUCUCCAGCAGAAACCGACAGAGGAUUCGGCUUCCUUCAGCUGACACCAGAAAUUUUGAAUGCGUUUACCAUCUUUUGUUUUUGCUGCUACAAUCACUGUAAGACACUCUUGAAUACUCGCAACGUUCUACUCACUUCCAAAGACAUCUCUGACUACCUUGAGUAUGCAAAGGGAGAAUCUGUGUAAACCUUGCAGUCCAGCCAAACACCACCGUCGUGUUUUCCACUGGUGAAAGGAAACUGCCACUCUGCUCAAGAAUCGAGGGUGAGCUGAGAGGAUUUUCCGUUAGAGGACUCGCACUGCCUCUGAGAAACGGUAACCAGAGGUAGCACUGGGACAAGCUACCCACUGAAAGAAAGGGACAAUCAUACAUAUUAAAGA
Stegostoma tigrinum is the source of this 6683-nucleotide messenger RNA. RefSeq lists its product as uncharacterized. The coding region runs from base 282 to 6170 and encodes 1962 amino acids. The record is from RefSeq and is a predicted model, not a curated record. The transcript is spliced from 3 exons. NCBI's taxonomy places the organism in Eukaryota, Metazoa, Chordata, Chondrichthyes, Orectolobiformes, Stegostomatidae.